CCCUUCGCACCCUCCACUUCCAAACCCACAUACACAAUUCACUCACACUAGUACUUACUUACUCACUUACCCUCUCUCUAAAGAAACCCAACCAAACCAACAAAAAAUGCCUUCUUCAUCCACAAGCAUAAUUUCAAAAUGCACAAUCUAUCCAGACCAAAAAUCCACCCUCAAACCCUUACACCUCUCUGUCUCUGACCUCCCCAUGCUUUCUUGCCACUACAUCCAAAAGGGAGUCCUCCUCUCUUCUCCCCCUCAACCCUUUCAAGACCUCAUCGACUCCCUCAAGCUCUCUCUCUCCACCACACUCUCUCUCUUCCCCGCCCUUGCCGGCCGCUUCUCCACCGACUCCGCCGGCCAUGUUCACAUCGUUUGCAACGACGCCGGAGUUGAUUUUAUCCACGCCAAUGCCAAGCAUCUCACCCUCGCCACCCUCCUCUCGCCGCCAGCCAAUUUUCCCGAUGUCCAUCCUUCCUUCAAGGAGUUCUUUGCUUACGAUAUGACUAUUUCUUACUCUGGCCACCACCUUCCCCUCGCCGCCGUCCAGGUCACCGAGCUUGCCGAUGGCGUCUUCGUCGGCAUCACCGCCAACCACGCUGUCACCGACGGUACCUCCUUCUGGCACUUCUUCAACACAUUCGCCGCCGUCACCAAGGCUGCCGGCUCCGGCGCCAAAAAGAAGAUAGCGAAGACAUCCAGAGACUGAAAAAGCAAGCUAACAGUAACCGCCACAACAACGACGGUUGGAAAAACGCUGGAGUUAACGGUAACGUAAACUGUAAUGGAAACGGUAGGGUAGCGACUGUUAAUGUGAGGAACAACGACGAGAUCUCGUCGUUUCAAUCUUUAUCUGCUCAGCUUUGGCGAUCCGUGACACGUGCCAGGAAAUUAGACGCUUCGAAAACGUCGACGUUUAGGAUGGCCGUUAAUUGCCGUCACCGUUUGGAACCAAAGAUGGAUCCGUUUUACUUUGGGAACGCGAUUCAGAGCAUCCCAACGGUCGCAACGGUUGGGGAUAUUGUUUCCAACGAGGUCGGCUUUUGCGCCGAACUGCUGCACCGUAACGUCAUCGCGCACGAUGAUUCUACGGUGCGGCGUGGCAUAGAAGACUGGGAAAAGGCCCCGAGACUGUUCCCUCUCGGUAACUUCGACGGAGCCAUGAUUACUAUGGGGAGUUCGCCGCGUUUUCCAAUGUACGACAAUGAUUUCGGGUGGGGAAAGCCGUUGGCGAUUCGGAGCGGGAAGGCAAACAAGUUCGACGGCAAGAUCUCAGCGUUUCCCGGUAGGGAAGGAAACGGCAGCGUUGAUCUUGAAGUCGUUUUGGCACCAGAAACGAUGGUGGGACUUGAAAACGACAUGGAAUUUAUGCAGUACGUGACGUCAUUCGAAUAAGUGAUUUCUGCCGUUUUAAGACUAAGCGGAAUGAAACGCAGGGGACUCGGCGGUGAAAUUUUAGUAAACGACGGUGGAAAGGUUGAUAUGUAUCAAUGUAUGCAUAUAUUGAUCAGUAGACGACAAUAUUUGGGUGUCGUUUUGGUUGGUCAACGUUUUAGGAUGGGUGGGAUCAAAGUAUUGUAACUUUGUAAGGCAGUCUUUGGGUGGGUGUUUGGCCCUACCAGAUGUAAUGAUUUUUGUGUAAGUUGGUUUGUGGGCAGUUUUCUGUUUUCACUUUU
Messenger RNA from Arachis ipaensis, 1673 nucleotides. The record is from RefSeq and is a predicted model, not a curated record. Lineage: Eukaryota; Viridiplantae; Streptophyta; Magnoliopsida; Fabales; Fabaceae.